Molecule: messenger RNA, 429 nt
Organism: Symbiodinium pilosum
Lineage: Eukaryota; Dinophyceae; Suessiales; Symbiodiniaceae
Source: the annotation of a GenBank genome assembly
AUGGAGAUGUGCUCUGGAAUGCUGCCCAGCCGUGACGCAACAGGCUCGGACAAGAUGGCCCUGAUCUUGAAGGAGGUGAAGGAGCUGGGAGGCUUCUGCCAGACGCUCCAGCAGCAAGUCCAGUCCCAAAGGCGGUCCCUCUGCUCAGCCGUUGCCUUGCACGAGUCUUCGGAACUGGAGGAUGAGCAGAGGGAAGACACCUCCAAGCGGAUGGAAGAUCUGUUAGAGCUUCAGCACGAGUUGCAGCUGCAAUACAAGUCAGCAGCGGAGGCGGUCCUUGGGCUGCGCCAGGAUGUUGCCCAACGGGCAAAGCAGGAGGAGCUCCUCCAGUCGGAGCUUCACAGCAAGGAGAAGCAAAUCCAGGAUGCUGAGGACUCUCUUGCGCGCAUUGCACCCCUACCGUUGCCAGACGAGGUGGAGGUUACACCG